UCCUACCAGGGCACGGUUCCAACUUUAGUGGUUGGCGACCCCGACAUCUUGCGUGAGAUCCGGGUGACGAAAUUCAAAAACUUUUCGGACAAAUCGCUAUCUCAGACAGCGGGAAGUGAUGUCUGGAGGAAGUCUAUUCUGAGCCUUUCUGGUGAUGAAUGGAAGAAAGCGCGAGCAAUCUUCACGCCCGCCCUUAGCCCAGCAAGGUUGAAGACGAUUUUUGCCAAGAUAAAACCCAUUGCUGCAAGGAUGGCAUCGCGAGUCGUGGAUGCGGCUGUGAAAAAGAAGCCAGUGAACUUAUGCGGGCUAGCCAACAACACGUCUCUGGACAUCACAGCUGCCCUAACUACAGUGUCGACAUGGACAGCGAGAUUGACCGAGACCAUCCUCUCAUGAAAUGUCUUGAUGCUAUCUACAUGGUUCGUGGAGGCUGGAGAGUAGUGAUGAUGUAUCUCAUGCCGACGUUGUAUAAGGCUCUGCAACCCGAUUUCCCUCCGAAGUCAAGCACCGAUGUAUUCAAGGCAUUCGUGUCUCACCUAAUUGAAGAGAGGAAAGCGAAAAACAUGGAAAAAGAUGACUUUCUUCAGGUGUUUAUGAAUGCUGACUACAACUGGGAACACGACUCAGACGAAAAACCUGACAGCUAUGAGAUAAAAAAAAUGACACUGGAAGAAAUAACAGCCCAGGGUGUAGUGUUCUUCAUUGCUGGAGUAGAGAGCGUCUCGAUUGCCCUCACCGUUACCGCUUAUUACAUGGCGCUUAAUCGUGACUCUCAAGACAGAGUCAUCGCAGAGGUCGACAAGGCCCUCGCAAAGGGUGAACUCACGUAUGAUUCCCUACAAGAGAUGCAGUAUCUUGAUGCUUGUAUCAAGGAGGCCAUGAGACUUUGCACUCCUGAUUCAAUAAGCUUCAGAGUCUGUACGGAGGAAACUAUGGUGGCGGGCAUUCACUUCAAGCCAGGCAUGUGCGUCGACAUUCCUUUGGCCGGAAUCCACCAUGAUCCGGAAUAUUUUCCUGAACCAGAGAACUUCAAUCCUGAGAGGUUCAUGCCGGAAAACAAAGAUGCCGUAAGACCAUUCACUUACAUGCCUUUCGGGGAAGGACCUCGUAACUGCGUCGGGAUGCGCCUCGGCCUGCUUCAGAUUAAGACAACUCUCGCUUGCCUGCUUCAGUACGUACGGUUCGAGACUUUCCCUGAAACAAUGAUUCCUCUGAAGUUCAAGCCGAGGCAACUUCUUCCUCACUUCGACGGCCCAUUGCUUCUUCAGGCAAUACCCCGUUGGGAUUUUGAAAACAACGUUUCUUAACGAAGAUCUCUUUUACGUAAUGUGCGAUUCUAAAAAAAAUACGGCUGAAUAAUAAAUAAAAUCAAUAAAGUAUUCCAACAAGAAUAAAAAAACAAUGCUUUGAAGCGAGAAGAUAUUUUUUUAGGCCACCGUUGAUAUUCCCUAAACUAAGACCGGAAAUAAAAUACUUCAUAAGUUUUAUAGAA
This is a messenger RNA of Rhipicephalus microplus (southern cattle tick), 1492 nucleotides long. Its product is annotated as cytochrome P450 3A41. Gene Ontology annotation, molecular function: heme binding; iron ion binding; oxidoreductase activity, acting on paired donors, with incorporation or reduction of molecular oxygen. The record is from RefSeq and is a predicted model, not a curated record. NCBI's taxonomy places the organism in Eukaryota, Metazoa, Arthropoda, Arachnida, Ixodida, Ixodidae.